Messenger RNA from Suillus discolor, 1914 nucleotides. RefSeq lists its product as uncharacterized. Gene Ontology annotation, molecular function: CDP-diacylglycerol-glycerol-3-phosphate 3-phosphatidyltransferase activity. Gene Ontology annotation, biological process: cardiolipin biosynthetic process. The record is from RefSeq and is a predicted model, not a curated record. The transcript is spliced from 6 exons. NCBI's taxonomy places the organism in Eukaryota, Fungi, Basidiomycota, Agaricomycetes, Boletales, Suillaceae. The coding region runs from base 16 to 1425 and encodes 469 amino acids. Gene Ontology annotation, cellular component: mitochondrion.
GCGCGUAACUUUUCUAUGACGCGCAAUUUUGAUCCUACUAUCCGUGAAUUCGUGUCUUGUCUCGCGCAGAAACAGCCGAGCUUCAAGGUAGCGUCGAAAGACGUGCGUGUGCUGUCACAGCCUUCUGACUUUUACGCAAAUCUGCUUAACAUCAUCCGUCGUGCACGGCGGCGGAUUUUUCUAUCGUCAUUAUACAUUGGUUUCUCGGAGACAGAGCUGAUAAACGCUCUAGACGAUGCACUUCGGACGAAUCCUGGUCUGCACCUCUACUUAAACUUGGACUAUAACCGGUCAACUCGACCUGGACCAUCGUCUCCCAUUCUCUCCCUUCUUCCCCUCCUACGGAACUAUGAGCAUAGAGUACAUAUAUCCCUAUUUCGGAGUCCAAAGCUCAGUGCAGCGAUGUCAAAUAUAGUCCCUCCCCGAUUCAACGAAGGUUGGGGCACCUGGCACGCCAAAAUUUACGGUUCUGACGAUGAAGUUAUGAUUAGCGGAGCGAACCUGAACAAGGCAUAUUUCUCGAAUAGACAAGAUCGGUAUCUGCAUUUCAGCGCACAACCUGCUCUUGCAGAUUACUGUUUCUCAUUCUUGCAGGCCGUCUCUGGUUUUUCGUAUCGAGUGCUGGCAACUCCAGAUGGACAUGCCCUUCAUUGGGACGACACGUCUGUUUUGCCGUGGCAGAUCCAGGCCAAGGCAGAACGUGUGUUGUCACAGUUUCAAACGAAACAUCUGUUUUCGUCCGUGUCCUCUACCAGUGAAGAACAGACAAAUUCGUCGGAUGUAGUCAUCUUUCCUGUGAUCCAAGCUGGACAAUUCAAUAUCCGAGAAGAAGAGCAUACUCUGUCGAUGCUCUUCGAUCACUUGGCAUCUCGCGAAAACCGCUCUGAUCAAGAACCUAUUAUGAAUCUGACAAGCGGCUACUUUGGACUGUCCAAGGAAUACCAAGAUCUUAUUUUGAAAUCUAACGUUGGAUGCAGUAUCAUAGCAGCCAGUCCGAAGGCAAAUGGUUUCUACGGGUCUGGAGGCCUGUCUGGACUCAUCCCUGAGGGAUAUACCCUAUUGGAGAAACGUUUUAUGUCGGCAGUAAGAGCCGCGAGCCGACCUUGUUCAAAUAACCACAAUGUCAGCCUUAAAGAGUGGGAAAGGGCUGGUUGGACGUACCACGCAAAAGGAAUUUGGCUUUCUCCUUCAGUAGAUUCACCGCCAGUCCUCACGCUUUUUGGGUCGACGAACUUGAACUCACGUUCAACGAACCUUGACACAGAGCUGUCUUUCGUGAUGGCGACCUCGUCAGAUGAAUUACGUCAAAAAUUACAGGAGGAAAUUAAGGGACUGCAUCGUUGGGCGGUGCCUUGGAAGGGCGGAGAAAGAAAGGUCAGGUGGCGCACGAAAGCCAUUGUGGCUCUCGUCGGUGGUAUGUUGUAGCCGAUCACAGUUGUCGCUGUCAUCUCGCAUAUUUUCUGCCGUCACACAUCCGAGUCGAUGCCACAUGGCCCAGCUUGCUGUGACAUCGGCUUUUCAGUAUCCAAACUUACAAAACUGACUUUCGCAGUUCAGUUUACUUUGUCAGGAACGGCAACAGGGUCAAAGAAAUUGAUGAAGAAAUGACAUUGUUCACGCACACGAACACUACGGAACGUUGACCUGCGAAUCAGUCAUGCCUGGAUUGACACUGGCAGCAGAUCUCGAGCCAGCAGCAUCAGCCGUUUGAUUCUUGGCCUCUUUAUUGCGGUUCUCACUCGAUUUCUUGUUUGUACCCCCUGAAACGGCAACAUACUCAAACUUCCGAGUAUCCAACGUCAGAGUAACAGGUCCCUAUGCAGACAGCAUGUAUCACCGCAUAAAAAGCUCGAGUAGCGAUACGCCAUACCUCGUUUGUCAACGAUACAUCCAUCAUAGCACCGAAUUGCCCGU